GGAAUUGAUUUCGUCAUACAUGAUUACCCAGUGGCGGGUGUCACGAUGGCCCCCAAAAGACAAACACGUGGAGUAAGGAAUCAUAGUGGCGAAAAAGAGAAGGGAGGGAUGAGAAGGGGAGGAAAGGAAGGGAGAAAGAGAGAGAAAAAGAGAGGCAACGACGACAGUGAAGAUGACAGCAACAGUAGCGAUAGUGGCGGCGUCAACAAAGACGACAACGACGAUGCUGAUGACGACGAUAACGGAAACAAUGUCUACCAUGAACGGCGCUCGUACCGGACUAGGGAGAAGAAUUUAUGAAAGAAAACAACGAUGGGACGCGACACCGGCGACAGCGGGCGUCCACGAGACCUCAACGCAACCAGAAAA
Molecule: messenger RNA, 369 nt
Organism: Mycetomoellerius zeteki
Lineage: Eukaryota; Metazoa; Arthropoda; Insecta; Hymenoptera; Formicidae
Product: histone H2A.Z-specific chaperone CHZ1-like
Source: RefSeq, a predicted model, not a curated record